GAUUCAGCGUUCAUUCACCAUUUUCCAUUUUCCAUCAGCACGUUCUCUCUAAGAAAAAUCCCCAAAAGCUGGUCAAUAUCCUUCGUCGUCUUCUUCACUUCCAAGCUUAGACACCGAUGACGACGUACGGAACCAUCCCAACCUCCUCUUCUCCCUCCUCAAAUCUGGAGUUCCUCUCACGCGCCAAGCAGCGGAUCAAGGAGGGUCUAGGCACGCGCCGCCCAUGGAAGCUCAUGUUCAACCUCCACUCCUUCGGUCUCCCAUCUGGAUUCUCAGACGCGCUCUCGCGCGUGCGCACCAACAUCGCUUACUUCCAGAUGAACUACGCCAUCGUCGUUCUCCUUGUUCUCUUCCUCAGCCUCCUAUGGCACCCGAUCUCGCUCAUCGUCUUCGUCGUUCUCAUGGCCGCGUGGCUCUUCCUCUACUUCCUCCGCGACGAGCCACUCACGAUCUUUGGCCGCCUCAUCAGUGACCGCGUCAUCCUCAUCGUCAUGUCAGUGCUCACCGUCGUGCUCUUGCUGCUCACCGGUGCCACCGCAAACAUACUCAUCGCGCUCCUCGUCGGUGUGGUUCUGGUGGUGGUGCACGCCGCGCUGCGCCGGACGGACGACUUGUUCUUUGAUGAGGAGGAGGCUGCUGGAUUGGUACAACACCACCACCAUCAUCACCCUGGUGUUGCUUCUUCCUCUUGAAUUUCAUUCUUCUAAGUUGUGAUUAUGAUGAAGAGAUUCAUAUUAUUCUAAUCUUUGUUCUUUUUGUUGUUGGUUAUUGUUCACGUUGUGGUGGUAACUUGGUGUUGAUGUUUUCAAUUUUCAACCAUCAUUUUGUAAUUUGGUUUAUUGUUAGCGAAAAUUUUUAGAUUUUUUAUAUUUUUCAAAAUGUUCCUCUUUUUUAUCCCCCUUCAGAUUUAUGUUUGAAUUUUCUUUUUUUAAAUUUUCCUCUUUAGGGGGUUUGUGAAGAAAGUUGCAAUAAUGCUUGGGAGAACUUCGUUCAGCUUUGAUUUAUUUUAUUUUAUUUUAUAUUGAAUUUUACUGCAA
Messenger RNA from Arachis ipaensis, 1037 nucleotides. Its product is annotated as PRA1 family protein F3. Gene Ontology annotation, cellular component: Golgi apparatus; endoplasmic reticulum. Gene Ontology annotation, biological process: vesicle-mediated transport. Lineage: Eukaryota; Viridiplantae; Streptophyta; Magnoliopsida; Fabales; Fabaceae. The record is from RefSeq and is a predicted model, not a curated record.